AUUUUCCUGUUCUUUUCUUGAAGACCUUUACCAAGAACAAUCACUCUUCCUUCUUCACUCCAUCUACCCACACAAUAAUCUCCAUAUUUCUUCCUUUCGGCAAAGCAAAAUGGGUCCCACAAAUGGCGGAAUCGAAACACCAAUACUAGAAAAAGAAAUCUCCAGAAUACUCCAGCGCGUAUCCCAGGAAGGUGGUGGAUACGCUUUUGCAUGUAUGGCGGCGGCAGCACGUGACGGGGAUGCACGUGCUGCGGAGGCAGCACGUGAUAUGGCAUGGGAGCAACUUCACUGUGGGCCAUGGCACUCUGUUAUGCCAAUCUGGAGAGACGCGUAUUCAAUGGCGUGCUUACACGUGGCGAAACACCAUUUCGCCGGCGGUGACUUGGAGGAGACGUUAAAGGUUCUAGAUUUAGGGUUGAUUAUGGGCGGGUCGCUUUUGCGGGUUGAUAUUGAAAAUGGGGUUGAUAAAGUUAUGGCGGUUUUGGAGGAGAGAGAAAAUAGAAGUGAUAAGGCUAAGUUUGAAAAUGGUGAUGGCAAAGGAAGUAAUUGUGGUGCUGGGUUACUACUUUCUUCACUUGAUUUUAAUGAAAUUGAGGUUCUCGGCUCAUUGCCGCCAAAAUCACUUUCUUCGAAGCUUGUUGUAAAGCACGCUGCAUUAUCUUUAGAGGGCUUCCUUCAAGACUAUUAUCUAUUGGGUUUGCCCGUUAUAAUCAGCAAUUCAAUGGAUCAUUGGCCAGCAAGAGCUAGGUGGAACAGCCUUGAUUAUUUGAAAAGGGUUGCGGGUGGUCGGACAGUCCCUGUCGAGGUCGGGAAAAAUUACCUUUGUUCUGAUUGGAAGCAAGAGCUCAUCACAUUUUCUCAGUUUCUUGAACGGAUCAAGUCUAGUAACACUUCUGCAGUUCCCACAUAUCUUGCGCAGCAUCCUUUGUUUGACCAGAUAAAAGGGCUGAGGAAGGACAUUCUUGUUCCGGACUAUUGUUAUGCUGGUGGUGGGGAAUUGAGGUCAAUUAAUGCUUGGUUUGGUCCUUCUGGGACUGUAACACCUUUGCACCACGAUCCUCACCAUAAUAUAUUUGCUCAGGUUGUCGGUAAGAAGUAUGUAAGACUAUAUGCAGCAUCACUAUCCGAGGAGCUUUAUCCGCAUUCAGAAACCAUGUUGUGCAACUCCAGUCAGGUCGAUUUGGACAACGUAGAUGAGAAUGCAUUUCCAAGAGUGAAGGACCUUGAAUUUAUGGAUUGCAUUUUAGAUGAAGGAGAAAUGUUAUACAUUCCUCCUAAGUGGUGGCACUACGUACGAUCUCUCACUCCGAGCUUAUCGGUCAGUUUUUGGAUAAACAACUCUGAAGGAAUGGCGAAAACCACACCACCACUCAAUUAAUCGAUGUGGAAGAACUUCGUGCUGAUUUGCUCAAUAAAUAUCAGUAAAUAUCCGACUUUACUGUUUAUCGACCCAUGAAUAUGGAAAACUGAGCCUCAUUCUUAAGCUAGACAAUAGGAUUUUCUUGAAUGUGUUGUCACAAAAGUUUCUUUUAUAAGGUGUGCCCUUUCUGUCUGUACUCUCUGUACCUUCAAUGUACUGUGGUUACAAAUAUGCAUCAGGAAAUGAUAAUUUGUUAA
Amaranthus tricolor (Joseph's coat) is the source of this 1617-nucleotide messenger RNA. Its product is annotated as lysine-specific demethylase JMJ30-like. NCBI's taxonomy places the organism in Eukaryota, Viridiplantae, Streptophyta, Magnoliopsida, Caryophyllales, Amaranthaceae. Gene Ontology annotation, molecular function: 2-oxoglutarate-dependent dioxygenase activity. The transcript is spliced from 7 exons. The coding region runs from base 110 to 1378 and encodes 422 amino acids. The record is from RefSeq and is a predicted model, not a curated record.